This is a messenger RNA of Parascedosporium putredinis, 1206 nucleotides long. NCBI's taxonomy places the organism in Eukaryota, Fungi, Ascomycota, Sordariomycetes, Microascales, Microascaceae. The record is from the annotation of a GenBank genome assembly.
AUGUCUCUCUCCGCCCGCGCCGAGACGAAUGCUAAACGCACAGGCACCGCCCUGAUCUGGCAGAUCAUCCAGAACCUGUGGGAGCCCACAACUAACCCUUUGGGCUACAUUAGUCUCGGCGUCGCUGAGAACCUUCUUAUGCAUGAUGACCUGCUAGCCCACAUCCACGCCAAUACCAAAGCUACCAGCCAGGCCCUCACCUACGGCGAUGGCACCGGCGGCUCCAAGCGGCUCCGUGCCUCCAUGACCCGAUUCCUAACCAAGCACCUGCGCCCGGUCGAACCCAUCCAGUCUCAGCAUAUUACCGUUACCAACGGCUGCAGCUCCGCCAUCGAGCACAUGUCCUGGGCUAUCGCGAACCCCGGAGAAGGCUUCCUGCUGGGACAGCCGUACUACGGUACCUUCAAGGACGACAUCACGCUGCGGACCGAUGCCCACCUCGUCCCCGUACCCUUCCAUGGCAUCGACCCACUCGGUCGCGAGGCCGUGGCCAAGUAUGAGGAGGCCCUCCUCAAGUCCCAAGAGAACGGCGUCAUCAUCGACCUGAUGAAGUUGUGCGAGAAGUAUGGCAUCCACCUCAUCAGCGACGAAAUAUACGCCCUGUCGGUCUGGUCCGACGAACCCCCUGCCGUCCCCUACGAGUCCGCGCUCUCUAUACCUCUUGCGGGCGUCAUGGACCAGGCCCGCCUCCACGUCCUUUGGGGCAUGUCCAAGGAUUUCGGAGCCAACGGCUUGCGCAUGGGCGUCAUCAUUUCCCAGCACAACGAGGCCCUCCACACAGCCCUCGUCUGCGUCUCCCUCUACAGCUCCACCUCGUCGCUCUCGGAGAUCGCCACCGCUAACAUCCUCGACGACGACGCCUGGGUCGAAUCAUACAUCGCCACUAACCGUAAGAAGCUGGCUGCCAACUACGCCAUCGCGCGGGCCUGGGCCGAUGAGAAUGGCGUGUCUUACGCCAAGGGGGUCAACGCCGCCUUCUUCCUGUGGGUCGACCUCGGCGCCGUGUACCGCACAAAGCACCCGGACAGGGAGGUGGUCAACGCAGAUAAGGUGGUCAUGGACGCUUUGCUUCGGAACCGGGUCUUCCUGGCGUCCGGGAAAGCAUUCGGCUCCGAGGAGCCGGGGUGGUUCCGCAUCGUGUUUUCCGUCAACGAGGAGUACCUGCUGGAAGGCUUGAAGAGGGUCUUGGCUGCGCUUGAUGAGUAA